Messenger RNA from Ictidomys tridecemlineatus (thirteen-lined ground squirrel), 3311 nucleotides. RefSeq names its product coagulation factor VIII associated 1. The record is from RefSeq and is a predicted model, not a curated record. Gene Ontology annotation, biological process: vesicle cytoskeletal trafficking. Lineage: Eukaryota; Metazoa; Chordata; Mammalia; Rodentia; Sciuridae. Gene Ontology annotation, cellular component: early endosome. Gene Ontology annotation, molecular function: protein binding.
GAGCAGCUGCCCGGAUGGCCAGGCCACGCCCGCCCGGGACCCUCGAUUUGCGUAGGAACCCGGCGCCAGGCCAAGCCCCGCCUCCUGACCCGCGCUACGCAAAGGCAGCCGGCUUCACGCCUCUCCGGUCGCGUCGGUGACUGAAACCAGCCCCGGACCCGCCCGCGGCCCUGAUUGGCCUACGCGCCUCCCAGCCUCUCACCUUUGCGCAUCACCAGGGCGACGGGGGACUGCGGGGGCGCCGCAGCCAGACGCGUGCUUCGAGGCGCGCGGUCGCGGUAGGCCGCGGUAGGCCGCUGCAGCGUGACGCACGGCACGUCGCGGCCCGCCGGCGGCGUGGCCGGGACCUUUGCCCACGUAGGCGUGCCCGGAAGUUCCCGGGCCUGGCAACAUGGCGGCUUCCACGUCCGGCCUCGGCGGUGGCGUCGUCCCUGGUCCCGAAGCCGGGGACUUCCUGGCCCGGUACCGGCUGGUGUCGAACAAGCUGAAGAAGCGGUUCCUGCGGAAGCCGAACGUUGCGGAAGCCGGCGAGCAGUUCGGUCAGUUGGGCCGCGAACUGCGCGCCCAGGAGUGCUUGCCUUACGCAGCCUGGUGCCAGCUGGCAGUGGCGCGGUGCCAGCAGGCGCUCUUCCAUGGGCCUGGGGAGGCGCUGGCCCUCACCGAGGCCGCACGCCUCUUUCUGCGGCAGGAGUGCGACGCUCGUCAGCGCCUCGUCUGCCCCGCCGCCUAUGGCGAGCCGCUGCAGGCGGCUGCCAGCGCCUUGGGCGCCGCUGUGCGCCUGCAUCUGGAGCUGGGGCAGCCGGCCGCCGCCGCCGCCCUGUGUCUGGAGCUGGCCGCCGCCUUGCGCGACUUGGGCCAGCCGGCCGCCGCCGCCGGCCACUUCCAGCGCGCCGCCCAGCUGCAGCUGCCCCUUCUGCCCCUGGCCGCUCUGCAGGCGCUCGGCGACGCCGCCUCCUGCCAGCUUCUGGCGCGCGACUACAAUGGCGCCCUGGCGGUGUUCACGCGCAUGCAGCUCCUAGCGCAGGAGCAUGGCAGCCAUCCCGUGCAGCAGCUCCAGCCUCCACCACCGCAGACCCUGCUGGCCCCGGCGCAGUCUCAGCCCCAGCCGCCGGGGCCCCAACCCGGACCUGGCGCGACCCCCUUGGUGUCCGCCGCACCGCUCCCCCCAAACCCUGGCUCUGCCUUGCCCUCUCCUGUCGCCCUGGGCGCCUUCUCGGAGGUGCUGGUUCGCUGUGAGGUGUCCCGGGUGCUGCUGCUGCUGCUCCUACAGCCACCUCCGGCCAAGCUUCUGCCCGAGCACGCCCAGACUCUGGAGAAGUACUCCUGGGAAGCUUUUGACAGCCACGGGCAGGAGAGCAGCGGCCAGCUUCCUGAGGAGCUCUUUCUGCUGCUGCAGUCCUUGGUCAUGGCUACCCACGAAAAGGACAUAGAAGCCGUCAAGUCACUGCAGGUGGAGAUGUGGCCUCUGUUGACUGCUGAGCAGAACCACCUCCUUCACCUCGUUCUGCAAGAAACCAUCUUCCCCUCAGGACAGGGGGUCUGAUAAUCACUUUAACCAAAGACCUUUUUGCCUGGUAGUCAACCUCAUUCAUCCACCUUUGCAUUUAGGGGGAAAUAAAAGGCUUUGAUCCAGGUUCUGCAUCUCCUGUUACUCAUUGUAACCAUGGGAAUUUAGCUGACUGAAGUUACCUCCCAAAUGUGCUUUUCUACCAUCGAGGAGAAAAAAUAAAAUGGAAUAGUAUAGAAUCACAGUGAAGGACAUUUUCUCUCUUCCAAAAAACUACAACAUUAAAAAUGAGAAUCCUUUUAAUCUUCUUUCUCUUUCACCCCCAUCUUUCUUUCCUAGUGAGCACUUGGAAACAACAUUGGGUUUGCACAACUCUGAAUAUGACUUUAUGGUUCAUUUCUUAGUCUGUUUCUGUGUGUGUUGGUGAUCACUAAUUUUUUCCUGUGUUUCAUCUCACAUGUUCAUGGGAGUCAUUUUAUGCCUUAGAACCUUGUUGCUAUAGCCCCAAAUCCAUGAUAAAAUUGAAUACUCCUGCCUUGAGAUUAAGAUUUGCCUUAUCUGUAGUAGACAACUUCACCAAUGUGUCAGGAGGCCAAAAACAGGACUAGAUUCUUUUAGUCCCAGGAUUUAUUCAUUCAUUUCAAAUAUAUUCUUUUCCUGGUGUGGGGACCAUGCUGGGUAACAAAUGAAUCAAUCUAUAGCAGAGGCCAUUUGUCAUAUUAUUACUGAGAAAAUACCUAAAUAAACCUUCCAGCUUCCCUUGCUCUUCAAUGACUUUAAAAUAACUAAUUUCAGAGGUCACAUGACUGGGUAAUACAUUUACUCCCCAGCUGGCUUUGCUGCAGAUGACACCUGAGUGUGCUAUAAGGAUAAUGGUUACUUAAGUUACUAUUCAAGGGCCUGAAGGCUGCUUUUGCUGAAAACACUGACUCUUCAUUUAGGCCUGCAAAUGUCCCAUGCAUGACUGGAAUGAGAUGAACAUACUUAACAUCUCUAUCUUCACUUUGUGACUGUCUCCUUUGUUGCAUCAGUUUUUGAGUGAGAUUCUUCUCAACACCACAUGUCUAAAACUGUAAUAUAGCGUUAACAUGACCUAGAUUUACAGUUUCUCUUUUAAAGCUAACAACACGAGCUGCCACGACCAGAAACAGACCAUGAAAGAAAUGAAAACAAAUAUUCCUGGAAGAUCUCGGCUUAUUCCCAGAACACACAUGAAUAUUCCUGUACUUUAUAAGACUUUCCCUCUCUUCAUUAUUCCUAUCAUAUAUCCAUAACCCCUCAACGCCUUGGAGUGAGAAGCUUAUUUAUGAACAAACUUUACUUCCUGCAUUCUUUGACCAUUGAAAAAAUAACUUCUUUCUCUGUGGCACUCAGCUCUCACACAUUGGUUUUGUUUUUUUUUUUUUUCCUGUGAGACUAACUUCCAAACCUGGUUUCAGUAACAAUAUGGUUGUUACUCAGAUUAUUGCAAUAAAAAUGUGUGCAGCUCAUCAGUUCAUCAUUGUUUCUUUGCUGAUUCUUUGUUUUGCAAACCUUUAAAUAUAUUAUAAGCCAUUCAUUUUAAUUAUGUUACCUACUUGCCUUGGAAGUCAAGGUUCUAGUAUACUUCCAACAGGUGCAUAUAAUCUAACAUUGCAACUUUUAUUUAACUCAAGUUUGUGAACUCUGAGCACAACUCUUUUUAAUUGUGGAAUCAUAUAUAUGCAAGGCAGGUCCUUGUUCCCCCCAAAGCAUGAUGACAUUCCACUAUGCACACGAAAUUAGUAUGUACAAAAAAUGCAUGUUAAUAAAAAGUAAACCUCAA